Messenger RNA from Truncatella angustata, 972 nucleotides. RefSeq lists its product as uncharacterized. Gene Ontology annotation, molecular function: hydrolase activity, acting on ester bonds. The transcript is spliced from 2 exons. The coding region runs from base 1 to 972 and encodes 323 amino acids. The record is from RefSeq and is a predicted model, not a curated record. Lineage: Eukaryota; Fungi; Ascomycota; Sordariomycetes; Amphisphaeriales; Sporocadaceae.
AUGAUGUCCUUUAGUCGAGUGCUGGCUCUGGCAGCCGCUUCAAGCCUUUCCUUCUCUUCGGUUGCUUCCGCUUCAACGGCGAUACUCUCAUCAUCGAGCGUGGCAGCUUCAAAGUCAAGCAGUGCAUCAGCUGCUGCAUCUACUCUCGCUUCAGAAGCUACGGCAGGUAGUGAUGGAACGAAAUACAUGGUCGUUUUCGGUGACUCGUAUUCGUCUACCGGCUUCUGGAUUACUAGCGGCUACCCGGCCUCUGGCAACCCUAUGGGCAAUGGCGGUUCGACCACAACUGGAGGCUUGAACUGGGCCGGCUUUGUGACCGAAACCUACAAUACCACGGAGAUCUUGACCUACGACUUCGCUGUUUACGGCGCGACGGUUGACACCGAUCUGGUUCGCGGCUCUACCCCAGAUGUCAAGGACCAGGUCGGCUAUUUCAAUGAAUACCUUGCUUCCAAGCCUUCCUACGCACCUUGGACAUCCGAUGACCUGCUCGUGGCAGUCUGGAUCGGCAUCAACGAUGUUGGCAACCCCUUCUGGGAUGGCACCGCAUCGCCCAUAGACUCAAUUAUGGACGAGUACUUUGAUCUCCUGCAAAACCUGACCGACACUGGUGUCACAAACUUCGUCCUGCUGACAGUCCCACCCUUCAACAAUGCACCCAGCUUUAUCGACCAGGGUGAGUCGUCGCUGAACAACUUGGUGUCCAACAUUACCGCAUACAACGACGCCUUGAGCAGCCGUCUUGACACGUUCAAGACUACCAACACCGAUGUGACAGCUCAGGUCUUCGACACUACCGCGUCAUUUACGACGGCUUUGAACGAUCCCACAACAUAUGGAGCUACUGACGCCACUUGCUCAAACUCGGACGGCACAACCUGUCUGUGGUAUGAUGGAUACCACGCAGGCCAGGCUAUCCACAAGCUGGUCGCAGAGGCUUUUGUCAAAGCUUUGACAGGAUCAUUCUUCUAG